Molecule: messenger RNA, 2341 nt
Organism: Lynx canadensis (Canada lynx)
Lineage: Eukaryota; Metazoa; Chordata; Mammalia; Carnivora; Felidae
Gene: DNAAF5
Product: dynein axonemal assembly factor 5
Exons: 12
Coding region: 1-2085 (694 amino acids)
Biological process (GO): inner dynein arm assembly; cilium movement; outer dynein arm assembly
Cellular component (GO): cytoplasm
Molecular function (GO): dynein intermediate chain binding
Source: RefSeq, a predicted model, not a curated record
AUGGCGGCACUGGUGGCGGCGGAGGCCGCGGCGCCUCCGGGCCCGGCCGAGGCGGCCGAGACGGCCGAGGCGGCGGAGCUGAGCCGCGCCCUGAGCCGCCUGCUGCCCGGGCUUGAGGCCGACAGCAAGCUGAGCCGGCGGCGCGCGCUCGAGGCGCUGCAGCGCGCAAUCGAGGCGGCGUGGCCCGAGGAGCCCGCCGCCGAGUCCGCCGCCGCGGCCGCAGGCUUCCAGGGCCCGUGGGCGCGCCUGCUGCUGCCGCGCCUGCUGCGCUGCCUGGCCGACCCGGCGGAGGGCUGCCGCGCGCUGGCGGCGCACCUGCUGGGCCUGGGCCUGCGGCGCGCCGCGCGGCCCCGCGACGCCCUGCCGCGCCUGCUGCCGGCGCUGGUCGCGCGCCUGGCCGGCCCCGAGUCCGAGCGCGGCCGGCCGCCCGAGACCUGCGAGGAGCUGCGCCUGGCGCUUGUGCAGCUGCUCGGCCUGGCCGUGCGCCUGGGCGGCGCCGCGCUCGCGCCCCACCUGGACGACGCCGUGAGGGUGCUGCGCUGCACGCUGCUCGACCCGUUCGCCGCCGUGCGCCGCGAGAGCUGCCAGUGCGCCGCCAGCCUGGCGCGCGCCACGCCAGACCACUUCCACAUGCAGUCAGAGUCCUUGAUCGGCCCCCUGAUGCAGAGCAUCUCACACCAGCACUGGAAGGUGCGGGUGGCUGUCAUCGAGGCCACCGGCUCUGUGAUCCAGUUUGGCAGCGGGAAGUCGGUGGACGACGUCCUCCCUCACUUUGCUCAGAGGCUCUUCGAUGACGUCCCCCAGGUGCGGCAGGCGGUGACUUGUGUGGUGGGGGGCUGGCUGCUGGACCUGCGGGACCGCUACUCCUUCUUCCACAAGCUGAUCCCGCUGUUGCUUAGCAACCUCGAGGACGACAUCCCUGAGAUCGCGCUUGCAGCCGCCAGCCUCUGGGAGAAGGUGGGCCUGCAGUGGCAGAGGGAGAACGAAGACGACCUCAAAGAUAAGCUGGACUUCGCCUCGCCCCCUCCAGCCCACCACCCCUCGCCAGACAACCGCCCCGGGUUGGGCUGUCGGGAGCUCGUCUUCAGAAACCUCUCCAAGAUCCUUCCCGCCAUCUGUCAUGAUGUCACUGACUGGGUGGCGGGGACCAGGGUGAAGGCCGCGCAGCUGCUGGCGGUGCUGCUGCUGCACGCCGAGGACCACGUCACGCAGCACCUGGAGGUCGUCCUGCGAACCCUGCACCGGGCCUGUGCCGACGACGACAGGGCCGUGGUCCGCAGCUGCACCCGAUCUGCCGAGCUGGUCGGGGCGUUCGUCAGCCCGGAGGUGUUUCUGAAGCUGGUCCUGCCCGCGCUGAAGAAGUCGCCCUCCCCCUCGGGCCUCCUGAUCCUUGCGUCCAUCGUCAGAGGCUGCCCUAGGGAAGCCCUCCGGCCGCACCUGACGCUCAUCGCUACGGAGCUGGCCCGGCCCCACAUCUGUCAAGGCUCUGAAAAUCCCUUUACGGGAGCACCUGCUGCUGUGCGUGCGGACUCUGGUCUCCGUGUGCCGCGAAGACUGCAGACGGUGCAGCUUACAGCUCUUGGAGGUGCUGGUGACCAUAGAGGCGCUCUGGGGUGCCACAGCCUCGGCGACAAGGUCCAGGAGACCAUGGACGCGCUGGCCGCGGCACAGGACAUCGACGGCCACCAGGAUCUGUACCGGGAGCACGCGGGCCCCCUCGUGGAGUGGCUGGCCGCGUCGCACCAUGACUGGACCGUCCACUCAGCAGAGCUUCUGCAGUUCGUCGUGGUGGUCAACCACGCAGGCCCGGCGCUGGGAGAAGUGCUCCCCCACCUGGUGCCCGUCCUCAGGAGCUGCCUCCAGCCCGCCCGGGACCCGCAGAUGCGCCUGCGGCUCUUCUCCUCCCUGUCGCGGGUGCUGCUGAGCGCAACGCAGACAGUCGACUCCCAGGGGCACUUUCACCACUACCUCGACACUGUGACGAAGGACAUCUUGGUCCCCAAUCUGCAGUGGCACGCAGGGAAGACGGCUGCAGCCAUCCGCACGGCAGCCGUGUCCUGCCUCUGGGCGCUCAUCAAGCAGUGAGUCCUGCGGACGAGCAGAUCCGGAAAGUUCAGGAGACACUGAUGCCGCAGAUUCUAACCCCUGGAAGAAGAUUCCCAGAUGACUCGAUUAAUUUCGUGCCAAAUCAUCAACACGUUUCUAAAGACCUCCGGUGGUGUGGCUGAUGCCGAUAAGCUCAUCAAGGUUAUCCUGAGCUCCUGAAGCGUCUGGACGACGUCUCCCACGAAGUGAGGCUCGCGGCCACCUCCGCCUUGGUCACGUGGCUGGCGUGUGUCAG